Molecule: messenger RNA, 6250 nt
Organism: Scophthalmus maximus (turbot)
Lineage: Eukaryota; Metazoa; Chordata; Actinopteri; Pleuronectiformes; Scophthalmidae
Gene: znf365
Product: zinc finger protein 365
Exons: 6
Coding region: 213-1586 (457 amino acids)
Biological process (GO): regulation of neuron projection development; telomere maintenance; regulation of double-strand break repair via homologous recombination
Cellular component (GO): centriolar satellite
Source: RefSeq, a predicted model, not a curated record
AAGGCCUGACCGGAUGUCCUGUUGUCGCUGACGAGGUUGACUCGGGCUAACUCGACGCUGCUGGUCCUCUGCUGGAUGGAUGACGUCAUGAUGCGAGCCUCCGCCGUCCGUGUGUCUCCAGCUGCGACAUGAAGACUCCCGCACUCGGUCACCGUCAGACACGUCCACGUCCGGUCCGCCACAGCCGGUAAACCACGAGCCGGUGUGGAGUGAUGCAGCAGAAGUUGUGUUCCAGAGGUUCUGGUUCUUUCCUCUUGGAGAGGAACGGUCAGGCCUGCGGCGCCUCCUGCGACCACGCCGCCGCCUCCUGCGACCUCCCGUUCCGCUGCCCCCGCUGCAGAGAGCAGGAGCGCUUCGGCAGCCUGGCCUCGCUGCAAGCCCACCUGGAGCACCGCCACUCGUACCGCUCGCCGGACGUGGUCGCCGCCGACAGCGGCUUCAGCAUCACCGGCAAACUCCCCGACCCGCUGACGGCAGCGAUCCCCUGGCACGACAUGAGCCUCCCGACCCGCAGGGGGCAGCAGCAGAGGCCGCCUCACGCUCGCUCCCUCAGCGACAGCAGAGACGGCGGGUACCUCCACUGCUACGGCUCCGUGAGGAGGCGCACGCAGAGCGUCGGGGUGGGGACGCAGGCCGAUGAGGAGGAGGAAGACGGGGGCACAGAAGAUGAAGAUGUAGAAGAAGAGGAUGAGGAGGAAGAUGAUGGCGAAGGGAGAGAUGGUAGUAGAAACGAGGAGGAUUUUAAGAAGUUGGACGCAGGGCACCAUCACUUCCUGUUCCGUCCUCUGGCUCCUCUCAGACCCCCACCGGACCCAGACCCGGACCGGGACCUGGUCGAGCAGAACUCCUACUCGGGUCUGGAGACGGCAGCAGCCUCAGCGGCCGUGCGCCGGCGCCUGGCGAGCAUCCUGCGCGCGGCCGACAGCACGCAGCAGCGGCGGCUUGCCCGAGUGAGCACAGAGCUGGCACAGACGGACACGGAGCUGCUGUGCGAGCGCGCCCACUCGCAGCACCUGGCCCACGAGAGGCAGGAGGUGGCGGAGCGGGAGCGCUCGCUGAGCCGCCAGGUGGACGUGGCCGUCAUGGUGAUCGCAGCGCUGAGGGAGCAGCUCAACGCCUCGGAGAACGAACUGGAGCGACGAGAGAGGGAGGUGAUAACCAUCCAGAAGUUUCUGGAAGCGGCGGCGCGACAGGAGACAUGCGGCAAAGUAAGAAUCCAGUGCUUUAUCGAGAACCUGCUGCGACGCAUCGCUCUGGCCGAGCGGCUGGUGGAGUACUACCAGGUCAACGGCAGUCCGCCACAGUGCAACCACUACAGGCACCAGCAGCCGACUGACACUGGACCUCACAGGAUCACUAAGAGCAGGUCAGCGGGAGGUCCACUGUCCUCGGCCGGUUUCCACGACAACAGGACCCGCUCCUCCUCCCAGUUCAGCGGCUGUCAGCUGUUCUCCCAAGCGGGCGAGAAACGAGAGCGGGAGCACCGGGAGCGGCUGGCCCAGUCGUCCAGGCUCUUCUGCCGACCCGAGCACAGAGACGACAUCUGGAACCACCAGCGCCGCCCGUCCGCCGGGUACGAGGCCUAGAAGGGGUGGGGACACCGGGGAGAGGGGGCGUGUCAGCGAGAGGGGGGCGUGUCAGCGGGUAAAAACCCUUUCACACAGUGACUUUACUUCAGUGUGAUAACCUGUGGAAAAGUUCUACAAGGUCACAGUCACAUCCACAUUCUUUGGAGUCGUUAUUAAGCCACUCCUAAUGACUUUAAUAUUUAAUAUUAAUAAUUUAAUCUUAUUUCAUUAAACAAUUCCGCUUCUACAGUAAUGUUCAUUUAAGACAAUACUUUCUGGUAAAUUGAUAAAGUGUCUUUGUGACAGUAUUUAAUGUUGAAAUAAAAAAAUCAAAUCAGAUUUAUUUUGACCACGAACCUGGCAGGCCAAAUUAAGGUUUUCUUCAAAUGUAUAUUUCUGCCAUAAAAAAGAUCUGCGUAAAAGAUCGUCUGUUGUACAAGAUGUUCACAAAACAUAAAUAAACCCCCCGGAAUAUAUGUCAAAUGAUUUAAAAAACGUUACGUUAAAUGUUUUAGUUAUUGGUAAACUGUUACUUCUUUUUUUUACGCUAUAGUAAAACCUGAAACGAGACCGUUUUCUGUGGGAAAAUUAUAAUGGAGGUUUUUCAAAGUUUACUAUCAUGUAAUUAACAUUUAAUAUGUAAUUAGUCAAUAACAUGAAUAGUUGUCCGUCGCGGCCCUAAAUAUAUAAAACUGAAGAAAUACACAAUGCAGUAACUAACACUGAACAACAGGGUUUAACAACAUUAUGCAAUAAUUAAUAUUACUGCAUGGAAUCAGUGUAUUCAAGUACAUAAACGUGUACAGAUUUUGUGUUAUUGAGCAUUUUGUACUUUUCCAUAGAUUAUUUUACUGAAAUAAACCAUUGCACAUUCUUUCCACUGGGUGGGACGUAAGUGCAGCUAUAUGUUCACUAUUCAAAUGUAUAAAUGAUUGACAGCUUUUCGUCUUUGGUCAAAUCUGACAGCACAAAUCCAUAAAGUUCAGUUAAAUCUCAGUUUUUUUUAGUGAUACUGAUGUUGUGGAUUCCUUCCUCUGUAUUUUGGAGAAAUUUCAGGUAGAUUUUUUCGUUAUCUCUUUUCCAUUUCCUGACUUAAGAUUUAAUGACAGACGAGUCUGAUCAUGGAAACGAGUUGUGACGAGAGUUUUUCUCCUGAAUCAGAGGGACUGAUGCUGACGACACGUCCUCUCCUCCGGUCGAACCUUUACACGUCGGCCUGGUUCCCAAAAAAAAACUCCCCAUCAGUCCAGUCGUCUGCUUCCUGUCUGUGCUUGAAAGGCCGAACGGUGGCGAUCGAUCCCGAUUGACGUCGUUCAUUAUUCGAUAUUAGCCUGAUAUUAGCCCGGCAUCAGGAACAUUAGUCGCAGUUUGUUUGACGUGCAGGUUAAAGUCCCAACACAACUUUAUCACCUGAACCAUUAAGCAGCUCAUAAAGCUAAUGUUAGCUUAGCACGUCAUGCUAACCUGCUUUCUACCUACAUUAGCACAUCAGCUUUACCUCAGAGGCUAAGUAGGAUUUCGUGCUACAUUAGUUCAUGACGUUAAUGUUUGAAAACACAAAUAUGUAUAAAUGUAAGCUAAGCAGCUAAUAAGGCUAAUGUUAACUUAAUUAGCCACACAGUGUCUGUGCCUGGCUACAUGUACGAUGCAGACGUUAGCAUGUUAAGCUAACCAGCUUUCUACCUACAUUAGCGCAUUAGCUCUAUUUCAGAGGCCAAGGAGAAUUUCAUGCUACAUAGCUCACAGAGCUAACGUUAGCUCAAUUAGCUUGAUGGUUUUCCCACCAACAGACGUUCCUGAAGCCGCUUGUGUCUCUCAAGAUUCCUAGCGGCUCAGAUGUAUGAAGCUAAUGCCAAUUUGAACUUGGAGCGUCGUUGUGACGUGGACUUUGGGAACAUGGCCCACAUUGUUCGUCGAUGCGGUUUGUUCUUAGCACAGACAGGACUCUGAUGACACCAGACCUGGGUCGGGCGUGGGCUGCUUUAGGACCAAUCUAUGGAGACGGUCUGCUGACUGUCCAUAGAGGGAAACGUUAGAUACAUGUUGACCUUUGGCCCUUCCGUACACUGCUGCCACAGCAGGAUGCUAAUCCAGAGACGUGGUGGAGGGUAAAUCCAGAUACGCACAAGUUUCACACCCACUUCUUCUUUUGUACAAUAGUCCACCUUUCUUUAAAGGAGCAGCACAACAUUUUUUGGGAAGGACACUUGUUGUCAAUCUAAGUCAGCUGCAUUCAGGCUGUGUUAGCCUAGCUUAGCACAAAGACUGGAGGGUGGAAUCUGCCAACUUGCUAACUUAUUUUUAAUGAAACUAAAUAAAUGUGAGCUGUUUUUUUAUAUAUAUUUCAGUUGGACCCACUGUAAGAAAAAAUAUAAAAGGAGAAUGUCACUCAGUAGAGCUCAGACCUCCAUCGACAACAGUCCGGAUCCACACAAAAAUGUUAUGGAUUCCUUCUUGGCCCACGCUACUAACUUUACUGGAAAUCUGUUCAGUGGUUUUCAAUCGUGCUAGAAAACAAUCAACAAAGAAACGGACCUGGUUUAAACCAGUCUCUGUGCUCAAGGAACAAACCUGUUUGGUUUUACCCUCCACGACACUAUUUUCAGAGAUUUAACAGAAGCCUUGUACAUGCAGCAGCCGCCCGGCUCAGCUCUGGACGACACCACACGCACAGUAUAACGAAUGUACUCCGAGUUAAUGUUCUAGCUCAAACCGGAAAAAAGAGACGCCGCAGUGUUUUUUUGAGGACCCGACUCUGAAACUCGCGCGCCUCGCCGGCAACAGAAACGGGUGGAGAUUCUCCGACCACAUGAACACGAAUGACGUCGUAUCAACGCUUUCAUCCAAAGUGACUUAACAGUGCCGUGACUUCACACAGUACAUCUGCAGUAUACUGAACGGCUGGUGGCGGCUUCUUCAAUACGACCAUUCCUCCGUUUUUAAGCGUCAUUUUGUUGCACUCAUCCAAUCACGAGAACGUACGUGUAACAGAUGGUAUGCGGUGUAAAAAAAUUGUACCUUUGCUGUCACUGGAUUAGGUUUCGUCGACGGUGUUAGUAGAUAUUUUGUAUACAAAGCUACUAUGUGUCGUCAAGUGGAAGUAGUCGUGGUCGUCGUUGAGCUCGGCAGAACAUUUAUCUGCGUCACCAACACAAAUGUCUUUUUAGUUUUCAACAGGGGGUCUGCAAGGUCCUGGAAAGGUCUUAAAUUGUGUCAGGUAGAUUCAAGGCCUUCACAAGUUUCUCUUGAACACAGCUACAUAAAAAAAGAAAAAUCGGUUUUCAGAAACCUAAACGUGAUCGUCCUUCUGAAGACGCUUUGCAGACGCUUCUGAUGCUUCACUUCAAAUUAUAAUUGGCACGAUACCUUUUUAUUUAAAAGCAAAAACGUCCAGACGAGCGUUUUAGCUCCGCGUCUGAAAUAUUACGCUGAUGCGACGGGUAAACAGGAAGUAGAUUGUCUGCUCUGCGGUCGGUUGCUUGGUAACGGAAAAAUCCUCUGAUGGAGGAACAGCGAUGGUAAAAAAAAAAAAAGCAGGAAUGACGGCGACGAGGUGGAACUGUUACCGACAGGAAGUGUUAGCGAUGCUUUGCCUUCACUGGUCGUCGAGUCCAGUUCACGCCACAUGACCAGUGGACGUGAAUGCACGUUAUUUCCGAUACAGAGCUUAAAAACUCGUCCGGACAAAGAUCGAUUUAAUUUGAAAGCAUCUGUUGGUGUGAACGUCGCCUGAGCUACGGUGGUGCCAAUCAUAUAGUUUAAAUAUAAUCCAUAUUGAAAUAUUUUCAUGUAUUUAUGAUGAUGUGUUGUGUUUUUUGUUUUUCAUCAGUUUACAAACAGAUUGAAAUAUUAUAAUUUCCCUUUUACCCGAUGUUUAAUGGAAAACAGUAUAAAUAUUGAAUAUAAAUUGUAAGUUAUGAUUUCAAUUCUUCAUGGGCUUGAACACGUCGGUGGAGAACUGGAGUUUGUUCUGGUGCUCACUCAUUGGACGGUGGUAGAAGAUGCAUGACGCAGCCCCACCAGUACUACUUCUACUACUACUACUACUACUACUACAUAUGUAGCUGUUGUGUUACUGUGAAAGCAUGCUUCAUGUGUAGCAAAGAGUACUUUAUGAGAUACUGUUAUCCUGUACUACUACGUGUACUUUUGUAGCAGAGCGAGGUCUAUUUUAAUGGCGUUUGAACCGAGAGUUGCACUAAACCAACCGAGAGCACUUAGCUUGGAGCAGCUGGAUUUUGCAUGAUGGGAGCGUGGUGUUCCAGACAAUCAGCAGGGUUUGUGGAAAAGUCUGGAAGAUGAAUGCUUUAUUACCUAACUGUGUUUUGGAAAUGUUUUAAAGGGUAAAUGUGCAAUGGAAGAAGACAAGUGGGAGAAAACGUAAGCGAAACAAGUUAACGUUAGUUUGAUCGUGACACUUCCGUCUCUCCCGGAGAUGACGUUAGCUUUUAUGUUUGCGUAAAACUGUUUUGCCACAGCCAAGUUUUAAAAUCUCCUGGAGUUCGUCAUGUUCGUCUGUAGGGAUUUCGUUUGCAGAAGUGAUCUCUAGUUUCGUGCCUUUCACUCUGAACCUCUGUCGUCUGUAUAAACACUGUGCAAAAUGCAAUACUGUGAAGACCUGGAAUAAUUUUCAUGUUCUGUGUGGAAGAUUCCAUGGAAGAUUAAACAUCACGUGACACCAA